AUGGUUUCAGGACACUUGGGCGAAGUGAGCAAAGCUCCAGAAUACGAGACCGUCGCUCUGCACGGUGGUCAGCAGCCCGACCCCAUCAACGGUUCACGAGCCGUGCCUUUGUACCAGACAUGCGCGUACAACUUCACCGACGCCUCGGACGGGGCCAGCAAGUUCGCCUGGUCCAAGGAUGGCUAUGUGUACACCCGAAUGGGCAACCCGACCAACUCGGUGUUUGAGACCAGGAUGGCAAUGCUCGAGGGAGGCGUGGGCGCCGUCGCCACGGCCAGCGGCCACGCCGCGCAGUUCAUGGCCAUCACCUCGGUGUGCGAGCCGGGCCACAACUUCAUCAGCACCAUGAACCUGUACGGCGGCACGCACAACCAGUUCCGAGUGUACAUGAAGAAGUUCAACAUCCAAUGCAAGUUCAUGGAGGGACAAGACCCGCAGGGAAUCAGGGACCUUGUCGACGAAAACACCCGAGCCGUGUACAUUGAGACCAUUGGCAACCCGCAAUUCAAUGUCCCCAACAUCAGCGCCAUCGCAGAGGUCUGCCACGAGGCCGGCAUCCCGCUGAUCGUGGACAACACGUUCGGCAUGGGCGGAUACCUCGCGCAGCCCAUCAAGCAAGGCGCCGACAUCGUCACGGCCUCGUGUACCAAGUGGAUCGGCGGUCAUGGGACGUCCAUGGGCGGGAUUGUGAUUGACGGAGGCCACUUUGACUGGUCUGCCUCAGGCAAGUUCCCGGGCUUCACGGAGCCAUCAGAGGGCUACCACGGUAUGCGAUUUUGGGAGACGUACGGCUACAAGGCCCUGGCAGCCAAGCUUCGCAUGGAUGCCAUGAGAGACCUGGGACCCUGCAUGUCGCCCUUCAAUGCCUGGCUGUUCCUUCAGGGCCUCGAGUCUCUCCCCGUCCGUGCCGACAGACACGUCGCCAACACCCUAGCUUUUGCACAGUGGCUCGAGAAGCACCCCUGCGUUGCUUGGGUCAACUACCCCGGUCUGAAAUCACAUCCGGACUACGAGCUCGCGCAGCGGGUUCUGCCCAAGGGACAGGGGGCCGUCCUCACCUUCGGCGUGGCCGGCAACAUCGACGAAGUCGAAGCCGUCGUCAACAAUCUCAAGCUCUGCUCCCACCUGGCCAACGUCGGCGAUGCGAAGACAUUGAUCAUCCACCCCUGGCGGACCACUCACCAGCAGAUCCCCGACCAGGAGAAGCUCAAGGGAGGUGUCACGCCCGACAUGAUCCGCAUCAGCCUGGGCCUCGAGCACAUCAACGACAUCAUCCACGACUUCGAGCAGGCCUUCAAGGCCGCCGGUCUGAAGGGCGCCAAGGACUGGGUCCCGACGUGGAAGAAAGGAAUGCAGGGAGAGGAAUGGUCCAAGGGCACAUUAUACGCCCCGAACCCCAACGGAGACAAGCUGCCCAAACCCAACGAAUCGUAA
Molecule: messenger RNA, 1434 nt
Organism: Fonsecaea multimorphosa CBS 102226
Lineage: Eukaryota; Fungi; Ascomycota; Eurotiomycetes; Chaetothyriales; Herpotrichiellaceae
Exons: 1
Coding region: 1-1434 (477 amino acids)
Biological process (GO): transsulfuration
Molecular function (GO): transferase activity, transferring alkyl or aryl (other than methyl) groups; pyridoxal phosphate binding
Source: RefSeq, a predicted model, not a curated record